Staurois parvus is the source of this 2367-nucleotide messenger RNA. The record is from the annotation of a GenBank genome assembly. Lineage: Eukaryota; Metazoa; Chordata; Amphibia; Anura; Ranidae.
AUGCAGUGGAGGACUCUGGGUUGCAUACUCCUGGUUGGCGUGAUUGCUGUCACCUGCAAAGGAAAAGGACACGUAUCGGUUAUUCUUCUUGGGGCUACUGGAGACUUGGCUAAAAAAUACCUAUGGCAGGGACUCUUCCAGCUCUAUCUGAAUGAAGUCUCAAGGGGUCACACCUUCAGUUUUCAUGGAGCUGCACUGACCCCUCCAGAAAAAGCAGAGGCGAUAAUGUUCAAUUCACUUAAGUCUCUGAGCUGUCCAGCUGAUGUUGAGGCUGACAGAUGUGCUCUUGUGAAGGACCAGUUUCUAAAGCUCACUCGUUACAGACAGUUGAAGACUGCUGAGAACUAUACAGCAUUGCAGCAGGACAUCCUUACUUCACUAGCAGAAGAAGACCUUCAUGAAGCUGGAAGACUUUUCUAUUUGUCAGUCCCUCCAUUUGCAUAUGCUGAUAUUGCUCGGAACAUCAAUGCCAGCUGCCGGCCACCCCCUGGAGCAUGGCUACGUGUCGUGUUGGAGAAGCCCUUUGGGCAUGACUAUGGGUCUGCUAUGCAGUUGGCCAGUGAUAUGCAAACCUUCUUUCGAGAAGAAGAGAUCUAUCGGGUAGAUCAUUAUCUAGGCAAACAGGCAGUUGCACAGAUUUUGCCUUUCAGACGGCGCAACCAAAAGAAUCUGGACUCAAUCUGGAACAGGCAGCAUGUGGAUAGAGUGGAAAUUGUCAUGAAGGAAACAGUUGAUGCAAAAGGCCGCGCCAGUUUUUAUGAAGAAUAUGGUGUCAUACGUGAUGUCAUCCAGAAUCACCUGACAGAAAUUUUGACCUCUGUUGCCAUGGAAGUGCCAAAUAAUCUUACCAGCUCAAGUGAUGUCCUGAGAGCCAAGCUGGAGUUAUUGGAUUCUCUGCACCCCCUGGAAGGCAGCCGUGCUAUCAUUGGUCAGUACCAAAACUAUGUGCAACAGGUCAGAGAGGAGUUGGAAAAACCUCCACAUUUUUUCACCAAAACACAGACAUUUGCAAGUGUCCUUAUCUAUAUUGACAACAUGCGGUGGGAAGGAGUGCCCUUUCUCUUGGUAUCAGGCAAAGAUUUGGAUGAGAGGACUUCAUAUGUCAGAGUUGUGUUUAAAGACAAUGCCUUCUGCCUGCAAAAAGAUUUGGCCCGGGACCCAGUUAAAAAUCCAUGUAAACCCAGGCAGAUUGUAUUCCACAUUGGACAUGGAGAGCUGGGUUUUCCAGCUGUGCUAGUAAGUCGGAAUCUAUUCAAACCAAGCCUUGUACCCAGCCAAUGGCAAGAAGUGUCUGAACUCCCAAAUGUCUUUUUGUUUGGUCAACCUCUGUCUGAUUAUCAUGUAUAUCAUCCAAUUCAAGAAAGAGAGGCUUACUCCAUACUAAUCUCAAAUAUUUAUCGUGGAAAGAAGGAGUCCUUCAUCACAACAAAAAAUCUGCUGGCUUCUUGGAAGUUCUGGACUCCCCUCCUAGAGGAGCUGGAGAGCACUUCACCAAGAGUCUACCCAGGAGGGUCAGAGAGCGGUCAUUUGCUAGACUUUGUAAUAGAACAUAGUGGGUUACGUUUUCUAACGGAUGAACACUUACAGAUAAUGGGCAUGGAGCAAAAGACAAAUGCAUUUGCUUCAACACAAUCCAAAUUCCUCAAGAACACCAUGGUGUCUAACUGGGCUGAAGAGCUGAUAGAGAAACUAGCACAGGACAUACAGAGUGCAGCGGAUGAAGCUGUGAAGAGGUCAGGCAGUUUCCAUCUGGCUCUCUCUGGGGGCUCCAGCCCUAUUGCUUUAUUUCAGAGGUUGUCCAGGCACCAUCAUGGCUUUCCAUGGAAACACACGCAUUUGUGGAUGGUGGAUGAACGCUGUGUGCCAUUUACAGAUAUUGACUCCAACUUCCGUAGCCUUGAAAGACACCUGUUGCAGCAUGUCAGAGUCCCUUAUGUAAAUAUUCACCCCAUGCCUGUACAUAGGAACCAAAGGCUCUGUGCUGAAGAGGAUCUGGGUACCCAGACCUAUGCUCAGGAUAUCUCUGCCUUGGUCAGCAAUUCAAGCUUUGACCUUGUACUAUUAGGACUGGGGAAUGAUGGCCAUACUGCUUCCAUCUUCCCUGGCUCUCAGAAUGGGAUCACAGGAGAUGAAUUGGUGGUAUUUUCAAGAAGUCCAAUAAAGCCCCAUGACAGGAUGAGCUUUAGCCUCCCACUUAUUAAUAAAGCCCGGAAAAUUGCUGUCCUAGUCCUAGGUAAAGGGAAGCAUGAUAUUGUAACUCUUAUUAGCAGAGCAGAAAACAAUCCCAAUAAAUGGCCAAUCUUUGGGAUCAAACCAGAAUCUGGGCAGUUGGUAUGGUACAUUGAUUAUGAAACUUUGUUUAAGUAA